AUGCCUGAACCAGCCAAAUCCGCUCCGAAGAAGGGUUCCAAGAAGGCCGUCACAAAGACCGCCGGUAAGGGAGGAAAGAAGCGCAGAAAGUCCAGGAAGGAGAGUUAUGCUAUCUACGUGUAUAAAGUCCUGAAACAGGUUCAUCCUGACACCGGGAUCUCUUCCAAGGCGAUGGGAAUCAUGAACUCUUUCGUCAACGACAUCUUCGAGCGCAUCGGCGGUGAAGCGUCUCGUCUCGCUCACUACAACAAGCGCUCCACCAUCACAUCGAGAGAGAUCCAGACCGCCGUGCGUCUGCUGCUGCCCGGUGAACUGGCCAAACACGCCGUGUCUGAGGGCACAAAGGCCGUCACCAAAUACACCAGCUCCAAGUAGAAGAACAUCCGGUUUCUCAA
Messenger RNA from Xyrauchen texanus (razorback sucker), 395 nucleotides. RefSeq names its product histone H2B-like. Gene Ontology annotation, cellular component: nucleosome. The transcript has a single exon. The record is from RefSeq and is a predicted model, not a curated record. NCBI's taxonomy places the organism in Eukaryota, Metazoa, Chordata, Actinopteri, Cypriniformes, Catostomidae. Bases 1 to 375 code for a protein of 124 amino acids. Gene Ontology annotation, molecular function: DNA binding; protein heterodimerization activity; structural constituent of chromatin.